Messenger RNA from Cephus cinctus (wheat stem sawfly), 1610 nucleotides. RefSeq lists its product as uncharacterized. The transcript has a single exon. Lineage: Eukaryota; Metazoa; Arthropoda; Insecta; Hymenoptera; Cephidae. The coding region runs from base 135 to 1160 and encodes 341 amino acids. The record is from RefSeq and is a predicted model, not a curated record.
GGUCAUUUGAAUGCACUUUGGUUUAAUCGGCGUUCGUGCAAAGUAGUUAAUUUGCAAAUUUGUAUUAUCUAGAAAGGAGAAAAGAAACAAAUAAAUUGGGGAAGAAAAAAAAAACCAAAAAAGGAUAAUUUAAGAUGGCAAUAUCAGCAGCCGAAGAAGUUACGAGUAUAUCUCUCCAAAAAGGACUCUCAGAAUGGUGGAGUGAGGAGACCGAAUACGUGUUUCAAAGGAUAGAACGAUGGGCAGCAUUGGCGAGGGGUUAUAAUCGUCUAAGAUCUCAAAGGUUAUCGAGAGGUCGUAUGACGAUGCACGAAGAACAUGAACCGCGUUGGAGCAUCUCUUCGAACAGAAUAAUCGUCGAGGAUCCAUCUUGGAGUCCACGUUUCCGCAGCGUCAAGAAAGCGACAGUUCACCGUCGAAAUUCGCAACAAGAAAGAAGUAGGAUCAAUUGUUGCGGAACAUUCAAUUAUCAGUCAAACAGUCAUCUCGAUAAUCAUUGUCUGGAAACAUACAGAUAUGAUCACAGCAUCUACUUCAAAACGAUUGGUGAAAUAAGGAAUAGUCGCAAGACCAACCCCAAGAACGUCGAUGAUGAUUCCAGCUGUAGCGAUGAGAGGAUCGAGUGGGAAGCCAGGUUUGGGCAUUUGAAUGACAAUGAUGACGAUAUUGAUAAUCGUAUUAAUAACUACGAGGAUGAAAACGAUAAUAUUCAAAAUGUGGAGACUCGAGUUUACACGGUAAAAGAGGAUCAAACUAAUAUUUGGCCAAUAGUUGACAUCAAUAAACUCACUAUCAGCUGUGAAGACCACGAAAAUUCUUGCUAUAAUGCGAGUGAUCGAAUGGUCGAUAUUAAUCUGAACAAAGAGUCUGAUGAUUCUGAAAACGAAAAUGGACAUUUUGAAGAUCCUGAUAAAACGGAUAAGAUAAACAGCUGCUUCCUUGAAGUCAUGAAUAAUGGUCAUGAUACGAGCACAUUAAAGGCCGAGGACGGUUCUAAAAAAUUUCUUGGCAUUCGAAGAACCAGGAAGUCUUCAAGAAGGAUUAAAACGAAUAUUGUUCAUGGUGAAAAUAAUGUCACGUGGCCUGGUGUACUUUUGAAUUAUACGAAAAACAUUGAUCCACAAUCAUCCCCACAUAAUCAUGCAAUCGCUAGUAAUUAAUUUGGGUCUUAUGAAGUUCUAAUGAUACGUUCUUUCGAAAUAUUUCUCUAAAUACGAGCGCGUGACUUUUGUUUAUUAAAAUGUACAAGCUUACAGAAUACGCGUUCAAUUUUAUCGAUCAGCAAAAUAAUAUUUGUGCAAGAGGGAAUAAUGUCGAUAGCAUUAUUUAUUUCAUCAAUAGCAUACUGACAAAUUAAAUUUUAUUUUAUAUGACAUUACGCUUUUCCUGUUUUUUUUUUGUUACAGCACAGUAAUUGAAAUUAUAUUGCAUUAUACAGUUUCAUAUACUUAAACAUAAAUACUAAAAUAAAGCAUAGGCUAAUGGAUUGUACCAAAGAAUUCAACUUGUAUUUUUCAUUGCUGCUGUAUCAAUUCAUCGCUAUAGAAAUUUAAUGAAAGGAUAAUAAAUGUAUUAAUUAUAAACAAUAAGAAUACAGAAAGUACAAAAAU